CAACCACCUGGGAAGGAAGUAGAAAAGGAGAACCAGCAACAGUCACAACAUUUCCUUCACAUCUCACUGUUGGGACACAAGGGACUGAGCUGAGAGCAGCUGCAUGCAGGGAGACGGCCACCGAGGAGGAGCUUUUUCAGCCACAGUCUAAUAACACAGAGGGGUUAGCAGUGGCCACCAUGGGUUCUGUGAGUUCCCGAGAUCACAAGGCAGAGGCCCAGGUGGUGAUGAUCGGCCUCGACUCAGCCGGCAAGACCACGCUCCUGUACAAACUGAAGGGCCACCAGACGGUGGAGACCCUGCCCACGGUUGGUUUCAACGUGGAGCCUCUCGAAGCGCCGGGGCAGGUGUCCCUGACUCUGUGGGAUGUGGGGGGGCAGACCCAGCUCCGGCCCAGCUGGAAGGACCACCUGGAAGGCACAGAUGUCCUCGUGUUUGUGCUGGAUAGCACCGAUGCAGCCCGCCUGCCCGAGGCAGUGGCCGAGCUCACGGAAGUCCUGGACGACCCACACAUGGCCAGCGUCCCUUUCCUGGUACUGGCCAACAAGCAGGAGGCGCCGGCUGCCCUGCCGCUGCUUGAGAUCCGAGAGAGGCUGGGCCUAGAGAGGUUCCGGGACCGCAGCUGGGAGCUCCGGGCCUGCAGCGCCCUCACCGGCGCGGGGCUGCCGGAGGCCCUGCAGAGCCUGAGGAGCCUCUUGAAAUCCCGCGGCCGCUGUGUGUCCACGUGAGCGCAGGCGCGGGGCGGGGUUGGGGGCGGGGAAGGGGGGAGGAGCAAGAAGACUGGAUCCCCGCAGAGCAGAGCAGGUGUCUGUGGUUCCUUGAGAAUCUGAAGCUCAGUUUAUCAAACGAGAAGUCCUUCUGUGCUUGGACAGGAUAUUUUCCUCUUGGGGCUUGUUGUCACUAGUGUUAAUGUUGAAAAUCAACUCUUCUUUGAAUAAUAAUACUCGAAGGGGAAAAAAAUGCCUCCACACACUUCAUUUAGUAACUCAUGACCAAGGGUGAACUGAGCAAUUGUACUAAUACAAUAAUGAAUAAUAGUUGCAUGGCAAUUAAGACCUAAAUUCAUACAGGGAAAGAGGUUUCAAAAUCAGAUUAGAAUAUCAUCUGGACAUGGUCACAAUCUUAUGAGUGAUUUUUCCCAGGGAGCCCCUGGGUACAUGCUGAGAUCACUCCGAGUGCAAGCAGCCAGGGCCAGCAGAAUUGAGUAGGUGACUCUGCCCCACAGAAUCUUGGGUUUGGAAGUUCACAGCGGGCAUUGAGCCCUGGGCACGAGGGUGGUGUUAAGACCUUCCAAAAUUUAUCCUUUUCUCUGAUCCUGGUUAAUUCCUCUCUACUUUUUUUUUUUUUAAGUUUAUUUACUUUGAGAGAGAGAGACAGAGAGAGAGAA
Molecule: messenger RNA, 1387 nt
Organism: Hyaena hyaena (striped hyena)
Lineage: Eukaryota; Metazoa; Chordata; Mammalia; Carnivora; Hyaenidae
Gene: ARL11
Product: ADP ribosylation factor like GTPase 11
Exons: 2
Coding region: 180-728 (182 amino acids)
Biological process (GO): vesicle-mediated transport; intracellular protein transport
Cellular component (GO): cytoplasm
Molecular function (GO): GTPase activity; GTP binding
Source: RefSeq, a predicted model, not a curated record